AUGGCUGAAGAUUUAAUGAAUCCGUCUCAACAUAUUGAAAGAGUAAUUCAUUCACAAACAAAAGAGGAAUCUCAGAAAAAUCGCUUGCGCCUAAGGGCUUCAGUUAUAGCUGUCAGGUUACUAGCACUUCAAGGUUGUGCCUUUAGAGGUCACGAUGAAUCUUCAUCUUCAUUGAAUCGUGAAAAUUUUAUUCAAAUGCUUAAGACUUUUGGACAAUUGAGUAUGGAAGUUGAUAAAGUUAUAUUAGAUAAUGCUCCGAAAAAUGCUCAAUAUAUUGCUCCAAAUAUUCAGAAGGAUAUUUUGCAUAUUAUGGCUAAUAGAGUACAACAGAUGAUUCGUGAGGAUGUUGGAGAUGAACGCUUUUGUAUUCUUGUGGAUGAAGCAAAAGAUGAAUCUAAUAUAGAGCAAUUGGCCAUUAUUUUGAGGUUUGUGAAUAGUUGUGGUAUUUUGACAGAACGUUUUUUUGCAAUCAAAAGCGUUAGUAACACCACGUCCUUAAACCUAAAAAAUGAGAUUUCUGAUAUUCUUGCUCGACACGACCUUCAACUUAGCAAAAUGAGAGGUCAAGGAUAUGAUGGUGCUAAUAAUAUACGUGGUACUUGGAAUGGACUUCAAGCUUUAUUUCUUAGAGAUUAUCCAUAUGCAUAUUAUGUUCAUUGCUUUGCACACAGGUUACAACUGGCAUUGAUUUCUGCAGUUAAGGAUGUCAGUGUUAUUUGGGAAUUCUUUUCUCAUUUGGAUAAUGUUAUCAAUAUUAUUAAUUCUUCUUCUCAACGCAUUAGUGAGUUGCAAAAUGCUCAAAGAAAAGAAGUUGAGCAUAUGUUGAGUAUUGGAGAGCGUGAGUCUGGAAGUGGAGCCAAUCAAAUAGGUAAUUUGCAACGUGCUGGAGCAACAUGUUGGAGUUCCCAUUAUGAUUCUGUAAAAAGCAUGAUAGGCAUGUAUUCUGCAACUUGCAAGGUGCUUGAAUAUCUUAAAGUUCAUUGUUCAAAAGCAAGUUCUCGAGCUGAAGUCCGUGGCGCUUAUAGACACUUUGCAUGUUUUGAAUUUGUGUUCAAUUUGCUUUUAAUGCACAAAAUUAUGAGAAUAACUGAUGUUCUUUGUCAAGCUCUUAAAAAAAAAUCACUAGACAUUUUGGCUGCUAUGAGAUUUGUUUCUACUGCGAAACUUAUUCUUCAAGAAUUGAGAGAAGAAGGUUGGGAAGUGUUUCUUCAAGAAGUAAAAGAUUUUUGUUCAAGACACAACAUUGACAUACUGGAUCUAGAUUCUUCAUAUAUGAUUGGUCGUUGUAGGGAUGAGACUACAGUUGAGCACCAUUAUCAUUUUGAUGUUUUCAAUGAAGCAAUUGAUUUUGUAUUGAUGGAGUUAAGUACACGCUUUAAUGAUAAAUCAUUAGAACUCCUUUCUCUCAGUGUGGCUUUGGAUCCCAGAAAUUCAUUUGAAUCAUUCAAUAGUGAUGAUAUUUGUACGCUUGCAAAGAAGUUCUAUCCUGAAGAUUUUAGCAGUCAAGAUAUUUGUGCUUUAGAAUAUGAGUUGAAGUAUUAUGUUCAUGAUGUGAUUGCUGACCAAAGGUUUCAAGUAUCUACACUUGUUGAAUUGUGCCAGGAGUUGACCAACAGUGGAAGGUCAGAUACAUACAUUAUGAUAACUAGAUUGAUUCGUCUUGUAUUGACAUUACCCGUUUCUACUGCAACUACUGAGCGAGCAUUUUCAGCAAUGAAACUUUUGAAGACAACACUUCGUAACAAAAUGGAGGACGACUUCCUUGCUGAUUGUAUGACUCUCUACAUUGAAAGAGAACUUGCUCUUACAAUAGAUGUAGAUUCUUGCGUCUCUUGCGCAUGGCUGCCUCGCGGCCAACACAGCCUACCGGCCUUGUUGCAAUGCACCGCCGUCUCCACGUCAUACCCACUGCUGCCUAGCUCCACCGCGUACAGCCGCAGCCACCGCAGUCGCCUUUUGUUUCACCGUGGCUUGUUGGAGCUCGUGGCCAUGGCUGUCAUGGCCGCGGCUUCGCUUGCUUGCGGCCGCUUCUUGAGCCUCCACCAAGCCUUUCGGUCAUCACUACAUCGUGCGAUCAUCACCGCAACCGCUACCCCUGCUUCGUGCACUGCUGCUAUGCUCAUUGGCCCGGCUCCACCGAGCUUGAGGCCUGUGGCCAUGGUCGCCGAACAGCAGCUUGCUGCUGCUGCUAUGGCCACGCUACCUCUUGCAGAUUUCUUUCCUUAA
Messenger RNA from Diospyros lotus (date-plum), 2226 nucleotides. RefSeq lists its product as uncharacterized. Gene Ontology annotation, molecular function: protein dimerization activity. Bases 1 to 2226 code for a protein of 741 amino acids. Lineage: Eukaryota; Viridiplantae; Streptophyta; Magnoliopsida; Ericales; Ebenaceae. The record is from RefSeq and is a predicted model, not a curated record. The transcript has 3 exons.